Molecule: messenger RNA, 960 nt
Organism: Arthroderma uncinatum
Lineage: Eukaryota; Fungi; Ascomycota; Eurotiomycetes; Onygenales; Arthrodermataceae
Product: Fucose-specific lectin
Exons: 5
Coding region: 1-960 (319 amino acids)
Source: RefSeq, a predicted model, not a curated record
AUGAACUUGCUUCACUUCGCUCUUCUUCUCAAGAUCAUCUUCCUUCCGGUGGGCUCUGUGGCACAAAAUGGCGGGAACAGCACGGAUCUUGAAGUCCAGCACACCAUCCCCGGUACCGGGAUUGCUGCUGUCAACUCUGUAAACUUGUUACGAAUCUAUAGCCAAGAUACAUCGGGUGGUAUCCGCGAGGCCAGAUUUGAAGGACAGUGGAGUGGGGGUCUACAAAAUGACACUAUUGCAACAGCCAAGAUCAACUCGUCGAUUGCUGCUGCGUCUGAUGAUCUGGAUUUGACUCGUGUCUACUAUAUCACACCUAACAACAGCCUAGGCGAAGUGGCAUCGGACCUUCAGGGUAAAUGGUACACCGGCUCAUUGAAUCGCUACAGUUUUCGAGUUGCACCUCAUUCGAAGCUGGCCGCUAUUUUCCUUCCCAGAAAUCGGAGUCCGAGCUUACGCGUAUAUGCUCAACUCCAAGAUGAUACCAUACAAGAGUUUGGUUAUGACGCUAUAGCGGCUGCAACUUACCUCGCCAGACUACGGAGAUCAAACAUUCGUAUCUACUUCCAAGCCACAAACAGCCACGUCGUCGAAAGGAUCCAUGACGGUCAAUCUUGGAGUGAUGGAGGCAUAGUUAUUCGAGCCGCCAAGCCACGCACCCCUCUAGCAGCCACCAGCUUCUUACUUCAGCCUGGCGAUCCCCGGAGUGUUCGAGUUUAUUAUGGUACCGAAGACAACCGCAUACUUGAGAAGGGAACUGAUGGCGAAAACCAAUGGUACGAUGGCGCAUUUACGCAUUCGAGCAUCCCCGGGUCCCAGGUAGCUGCUGUGGAUUGGGGGAACGGCGGUGUGUUUAACAUCAGAGUCUAUAUCCAGGAUGGUGCUUUUAAGACCGGGAUAAGUGAGUGGGCUUGGUUCCGCCGUUCCUGGCGUCGGGGAGUCCUUGCUAUUCCCCCCGCAUAA